Molecule: messenger RNA, 1172 nt
Organism: Musca domestica (house fly)
Lineage: Eukaryota; Metazoa; Arthropoda; Insecta; Diptera; Muscidae
Product: aldo-keto reductase family 1 member B1
Exons: 1
Coding region: 183-1121 (312 amino acids)
Cellular component (GO): cytosol
Molecular function (GO): aldose reductase (NADPH) activity
Source: RefSeq, a predicted model, not a curated record
AAAAACAAAUGUCGUUCACAUUCAGACUCAAACGGCAGUUCUCAUCCAAGUGUCCCCCAGCAGUGAAGUGUCAAGUGUAAAACAAGUGAAAAUCGGCAAAUAAUUCAAUAAUAGCCAGAUAAACUACUUCAAAGAUAAGACAAAUCAAUAAAAGGAAAAGAAACGCAUUACAACGCAAAAAUAUGACCUCAAAAUUAGCUCCAUGCAUUAAACUGAGCAAUGGCCAACAGAUGCCGGUCGUCGGCUUGGGUACCUGGCGUUCCUAUGAAAACGAAGCCGAACAAGCUGUCAAAGAUGCCAUAGAUAUUGGCUACCGGCACAUUGACACAGCAUUUGUCUACGAGAAUGAGCAUGAAGUUGGACGAGCAAUCAAGGCAAAAAUUGCCGAGGGCAAAGUGAAGAGAGAAGAUCUUUUUGUGGUCACAAAGUUGGGUGGCAUACACCACGAUCCCCAGAUAGUGGAACAUGCCUGUCGCAAAAGCCUAAGUAAUUUGGAUUUGGACUACAUCGAUUUGUAUCUCAUGCAUUUCCCAGUGGGUCAAGUGUACAAGGGCGAUGACAAUGUUCAUGGCAGCGGUGAAUUGAGUGACACAGAUUAUGUUGACACCUGGAAGGCCAUGGAAAAGCUCUUUGAUCUUGGUCUAGUCAAGGGUUUGGGUAUCUCCAAUUUCAAUGCUGAACAAACUGAGAGAAUACUACAAAACUGCCGUAUUCGCCCGGUGGUCAAUCAAGUGGAAUGCCAUCCCGCUUUCAAUCAAAAGAAACUGAUUGAAUUCUCCCGACAAAAGGAUAUUGUCAUUACUGCCUAUGCCCCACUGGCUCGGCCAAAACCUGCACAAAAAUGGCCAGCAUUUCUUUAUGAUGAAACUGCCCAAGAUUUGGCGAAGCGUUACAACCGUACUCCUGCACAAAUUUGUCUGCGUUAUCUGAUCCAAUUGGGCACAAUUGUUAUUCCGAAAUCGGUGCGCAAAGAACGCAUAGCGGAGAAUUUUGAUUGUUUCGAUUUUGAGUUAUCGCCUGAAGAUAUGCAGCUGAUGGAUCGUUAUAAUUCCAAUACCCGUUUAAUACCAUUCACCGGCAUGAGUCAUCACAAAUAUUUCCCAUUUAAUACGGAAUUUUAGGUUGGUUUAUUGUUGUUCUUUGUUGUUAACAAUGGUAUUUUUAAGUUUGUU